GCCAAGGCCAGGGCUGUGGCGGCUUCCGGCCUUGGCUCGGGGGACACCCCAUCCCACCCCACUCCCGCCCAUGCCACAGCCCUCUCUCUCUAGGGACUAAACAGGAUCCAGAAAGCCUGUAGAACACAUCUUGAGAAAAUGACCCAUUGGUUUCAUAGGAACCCGUUAAAAGCUACAGCUCCCGUGUCUUUUAACUACUAUGGCAUGAUCACUGGUCCUCCUGCUUCGAAGAUCUGCAAUGAUUUGAGAUCAUCCAGGACUCGGCUCCUCGAGUUGUUCACUGAUUUAAGCUGUAAUCCGGAAACGAUGAAGAACGCAGCAGACUUGUAUUUCUCACUUUUACAAGGUUUCAUAAAUUCACUGGGUGACUCUACCCAAGAAAGCAAGUUACGAUAUGUGCAGAGCUUCAAGUGGACUGAUACACUGCAAGGACACGUUCCGAGUGCCCAGCAGGAUGCUGUUUUUGAAUUGAUAUCCAUGGGAUUUAAUGUAGCAUUAUGGUAUACCAAAUAUGCUUCACGAUUGGCCGGAAAAGAAAACAUAACAGAAGAUGAAGCAAAAGAAGUCCAUCGGAGCCUAAAAAUUGCAGCUGGAAUUUUUAAACAUUUAAAGGAAAGUCAUAUACCCAAACUUCUUACACCAGCAGAAAAGGGCCAGGACUUAGAGGCUCGGCUUAUAGAUACUUACGUCAUCCAGUGCCAGGCUGAGGCUCAAGAAGUAACAAUUGCCCGAGCAAUCGAGCUGAAGCACACUCCCGGACUGAUUGCUGCGCUUGCGUACGAAACAGCCAGCUUCUACCAGAGAGCAGAUCAUACUUUAUCCAGUUUGGAGCCUGCAUACUCUGCUAAAUGGAGGAAGUACCUUCACCUGAAGAUGUGCUUCUACACGGCCUAUGCAUAUUGUUACCAUGGCCAGACCCUGUUGGCUAGUGAUAAAUGUGGAGAAGCAAUCAGGUCUCUCCAAGAAGCAGAAAAAUUGUACGCAGAGGCUGAAGCCCUGUGCAAAGAGUAUGGGGAAACCAAAGGACCAGGACCUACAGCCAAGCCAUCAGGUCACCUGUUCUUCCGGAAGCUUGGCAGCCUUGUGAAGAACACCCUGGACAAAUGUCAGAGAGAAAACGGGUUCAUUUACUUUCAAAAAAUUCCAACAGAAGCCCCACAACUGGAACUCAAAGCAAAUUAUGGGCUGGUAGAGCCUGUGCCUUUUGAAUUUCCUCCUAUGAGUGCUCACUGGACACCGGAAGCGUUGGCUGCAUUUGAUCUCACCAAGAGACCCAAGGAUGACAGUGUCAAACCCAAACCGGAAGACGACGUGAAACCUGUAAAAGAACCGGAUAUCAAACCUCAAAAGGACACUGGGUGUUCUGUCUCUUAAGUGACACUUGUUUAGAGAUCUCGCUGCCAGUUCCUAAGAUGAACUGCGGGCUUCACUUCACCUUUUCUGAUUUCUAUGAAGCCCAUGGGAUAAUUACUGACUUCAGAGGGACUUGGCCUUUUGUUUAUUUAUUCUUGAUUUUUAACAUAGAAAUGUUUUAUGCUUUUGUUUCUGGGCUCUGCUUUUUUAAUCAGGACAGCACUUGGAAGGGUUGUUUUUAUGCCUUUAAUGAGUGUGCGUGGGGAGGGGGUUAGACUUAUUUGAACGCUAGAGAGUAAGUUUCAUGGUAAUGUUUUUCUACCUUCAUAAAAAAGUGUUUUGCUUCUUGUUUGAUACCAGAAGAAUGUUUUAAAAGAAAUGAGUUCCCUUCUUGUCACCGACUUGUUAGAUUUGAGUCUUCUGGUAGGAAAAGAAAUUUGCAGUUAAAAAUCAGAAAACCUUCAGACCAAAUUCUUUCCUUACACUUAGCAGCCAAUAAUUUACUAGAAAAAUCAGUGUUUAGAGGAAUGUGGAACUUAGGGAAACCAACGAUGGCGUACACUUCCCUUCCCUGCAGAGUCCCAUGUUCCCAUAGUCACCCUCAGUGUCCAGACAGUGAUUUUUUUACAAGUACUUUUUCUAAUGAACUUUUUUACUUAAGGGACAAAGCUUUGUACUAGCAUUUGGUGUUUCUGUAGAGAGAGAUAAAGAAUGGAAAGUGUGUUUUAAAGAAGUACAGCAUUGCAUGUUGUAAAGAAAGCCUUUCUUAGGCUCAGUCGAGAUAGAUUCUCCUGGCUCACACUGAUGAUUCCUUCGUUAAAAGCAUUUUAAGAAAAUAUUCUUUGUUACCUGAUUUUGGUGUACAUUGUGUCUUUAACAUGGUUUUCUUCGAUAUCUAGCCUAUCGGAUUUCUUUGACUGUAGGCCAAAGGCCAUAGCAGCAGAAGGUCAAGAUAUAGAUAUAAACUAUGAUCUUCAAAGUGGGUACCACUUAAACAGUUUGGUUAUAUCCACAGACUGGGAAAUAGAGGGUGUGUGACACUUUCACAAGUCAUAUAUGUGUAGUGUGUCCUGCUCGGUUACUCUCCUGCAGUGUUAACUCCUGUUCAUAAGUGGCAGAUUGGCUCACUCAAUGGGAACAGUAGUGUACAUGAGAGCUUACUGUGCACACGCCAGUGGGCAGGCACUUAGACAAACCACUGCAUCCACAUAGCAACCCUGUGGGAAACACAUCAGUCACAUAAAGUAUUGAAACAGGAAUGUACAUCUCAUGAUAAAGAAUGAACAUAUUAGCCUUCAAUCAAGAUUGUAUUCAAUAAAUCAUAUAUCAUAGUUUACACUCCUUGGAAACGCUCCGUAGAAUCAAUGAAGUUUUUUUAAAAAUAGAAAAGCUAGUUACAGCUUACAGUAUCUAUCAGUAUCUAUUUAACAUUUGAAGCUGCGGCUUUCAGAACACUUGGAGAAACUACUGAAUGAAUGGGCAUUAGGUUUUGUUUUGCUGCCUGUAGAAAAAAAAUACUAAGAUUUCCCUAACUACAGAGUUGCUUGUCCUAGCUGCCAUUUACUGACAACACUUUAACUAGUACUUGCUCAAGCCUGCUUGCUCUCUGCCCGUGGGACUUGUUUUAGGUACUAGUACUAACUAACUAGGUGGGAGAUUUUUGUGGACUGGACUAAACCACCACUAGUGAGGUGGAAACCCAUAUGUGUAAGGUGCUUCUACAGUAAGUACGGGUGAUGAAAUCCAUAAUUGACCGUGUUCACAUGGUCAGACAAGAAGUCUUCUGUUGACUGAAGAGGUGACACCUAAUGUACCCCAUUAUAUAAGGUUUUAAAGUGGUAUUGGGAAUUUGGGGAGAUACCGAAUGUGGAGCACUGGCAUGAAUACUGUAGGGAGAUGGAACUAUACAUUCGUGUUGCAUGUAUGUCAUACCAGGCAAGGACAGCUCACAUGCUACUACUGCUCAAUGUUUAUAUAAUGAUUUAUCUUUAUUUAUGAAAAUAAAAGCAAUUUUACUUACAUUUUCAUUGGA
Messenger RNA from Myodes glareolus (Bank vole), 3385 nucleotides. Lineage: Eukaryota; Metazoa; Chordata; Mammalia; Rodentia; Cricetidae. The record is from RefSeq and is a predicted model, not a curated record.